Molecule: messenger RNA, 2906 nt
Organism: Aricia agestis (brown argus)
Lineage: Eukaryota; Metazoa; Arthropoda; Insecta; Lepidoptera; Lycaenidae
Product: ATP-binding cassette sub-family G member 1
Exons: 10
Coding region: 234-2093 (619 amino acids)
Cellular component (GO): plasma membrane
Molecular function (GO): ATP hydrolysis activity; ATP binding; ABC-type transporter activity
Source: RefSeq, a predicted model, not a curated record
GAGCACCCUAUCCUUUGUUCGAUGGUUCGUAGACACUCCCGAGCGGCGAGCCCGACCGCCGUCAGUCCGACACAGCGCGCGAAACAGCUAGGCUGUGCGCGUCGCAUUUUUUGCCGCAACAAAUUUCGAAAGUUCGAACGUUCGUUCGGAAAUUAAGUGUGACAGUGCACCGUUUUCGAUUUGAUUUGGUGUUUCUUUUUUGUGCAACAGAGUAAAGAUUAUAAUAAGACACAAUGGAUCUGGAGUUUCGGAACGUGACAUACACAGUGUAUAGCCGGCUUAACAAAGGUCCCAGCAAGGUGGUUGUGAAGAAUGUGAACGGCAGAUUCAUGUCGGGACAGCUGGUGGCCAUCAUGGGGCCGUCGGGAGCCGGCAAGAGUUCCCUACUCAAUGUACUAUCGGGAUACAGAUCAGCUGGAGUCACAGGCGAGCUUCUGGUGAACGGUGAGAUCCGUGAUGAGGCGACCUUCAAGAAGUCAUCAUGCUACAUCACCCAGGAGGACCUUCACCAGCCGUUGCUGACGGUCCGGGAGGCCAUGGACGUGGCUGCCAGCCUCAAACUCCCCAGGGGGGUGAAGGCACCCUCGGAGGAUAUAUUGCAGCAGAUAGGACUCUUGGAGCAUCAGCAUACAAGAACUGAUGCGCUUUCCGGAGGACAGAAGAAAAGACUGUCAGUCGCUCUGGAGCUGGUGAACAACCCUCCCGUCUUCUUCCUGGACGAGCCCACGAGCGGGCUUGACAACGUCACCACAGUCCAGGUGGUGAAGCUACUCAAGCAGCUGGCGCGGCAGGGCAGGACCGUGGUGUGCACCAUACACCAGCCCGCCGCCUCGCUGUUCGAGCUGUUUGAUGAGGCGUACGUGGUAGCAGACGGCAGGUGUGUGUACCAGGGAGAUACGGAGGCGAUGGUACCGUACCUACAGGACGCAGGGCUGGUCUGCCCUAGGAACUAUAACCCUGCUGAUUUUAUUAUAGAAGUAACCGAAAGCCCUGACAACAUAACGCUACUAUGCGACAAAAUCAAAAACGGCAAAAUCCACAAAUCAGUGAAGGGCGAGACGAUCGAACCAGACAACAUACUCCUCACAAUAUCAUACCAAAAUGACGAAGCUGGCGAGACGAAAAUAGUUCUUUCCAACGAGAAAUGCUACAAUGUAAAACAGUGCGCUCUGCCAAGUUCUACGACAUCCAUCAAUUUCUCGAAUGACGAUUCUUCGCUUACGUGGAUGAAGGUGCAGAAAGAUGGUGAUGGAUACCCCGUGUCCAGUUUUGACCAGUUCUCCAUACUGCUGUGCAGGAUGCUGCUGCAGAUCUCGAGGAAUAGGCAAGCGCUCUGGAUUCAGGCGAUGCACCACACUAUGUGCGGGUUCCUCAUCGGUCUCACGUUCUACAAGAUGGCGAACGACGGAACCCAGAUGUUCAACCACCUCAAACUGUGCGUGGGGCUCAUCAUAUUCUUUGCGUACACACAGAUCAUGGUGCCGGUGUUGCGAUAUCCUCAAGAAGUGAAGCUAGUCAAGAAAGAACACUUCAACGGCUGGUACAGUCUUACUCCAUACUACGCCGCCCACACCGUCUCCAAGCUGCCAGUCCAGAUAACCCUCAACGUGGUCUUCUGCACCAUAGUCUACGUCAUGGUCGGAGUUCCCUUCGACCUCGCCAGGUUUCUGGUCUUCUGCCUCAUAGGGAAUGUGGUCUCUUUGGUGUCAGAGAGCUUCGGAAUGGCUAUUGGAACUAUAUUUAAUGUUACGAACGGCUGCGCGAUCGGCCCAGCGGCUAUCGCUCCCUUCAUCGGCCUAGCCAUCUACGGCUUCGACUUCGCACACAGAAUUCCUCUCAUCAUGAAAAUCAUCAUGAAGACUUCCUUCAUCCGUUGCGGAGUGGUAGCCAUGGUACUCACAAUUUUCGGCUUCGGAAGAAAGACUUUAGAAUGCGACGAUGUGUACUGUCAUUUCGCUAAACCAGACGUCCUAUUGAAAUAUCUAGACAUCGACCACACUUCAGUUUGGUUCGAAAUAGGCAUCAUGGUCACUAUUAUGCUAGCCGUACGGGGCUUCGCUUAUAUUAGCUUAAGAAAACGAUUCUCGACAUGAUAUUCUUAAGUAUACCUUAGGUACGUACAAAUUUUGCAUUUUAUGCCGAAGGGAAAGCCAUUCCAAAGAAUCUCUCUCUUUCCUUUAUGUAGGAGAGGAGACGAAUUUGCAACUAAUAGAUUAGCCGUAAGUACUUAAGAAUUUUUUUGGUACCAUGUUGGCCAAGAUUUAAGCGACCGUAGUCUUUAAAGUUCAAAAGAAAAAUGGUGCAAAAAACUUAACAGAAAGACAGAAGCGAUACAAGAAAAUAAAUUACAAAAGGAGGUUGGGUAACAUUAAAAUGGUGAGUGGUGACUAGUGACACCAAAAUAGGGUAUUUUGGUGGUAAGCAGAGACGAAACCAUUGUGGUGAAAAAAGAAAGUGUUUUCUAUUUGGUAGUAUUUUAAAAUUACAUUUUUAAAUGAAAUUUCAAGUAACUCGAAUUUUUUACCAAAUAAUUGUAACCGACUUUUAAAAUGGUUUUCAAUUGGAACGUUUUUCUGGUUAGUACAUAAUCUGGUAGAAUUAUUGCACUGCUAGUUAGGUACAUGGCAACACUUAAGUAAUUUAUUGUAGCUAUUAUGUGUAUGUCAGGUACAGUAUAUUUGUGAUAGUUAUAUAUAAGUUAAGUUUAAGUUUGGGUUUGAGGAAUAAUUCUGUUUCUUAUCUACAUUUUAUUUCGCCAAAGAAAAUGAGGGCUUGAGAUAAGUACAUACAUUUUACACAUGAGGAGCUGGCGAACAGAACCGGAUUAGUCCGCGAGAAAAAAAUUGACUCAGUUGCUAAAAAAACUACUUUUAACCGGUUUUGAUUGAAAAUAUUAACAGGGAUUG